AUGAAGUACACAAGCAAAGACUUCAGUCAAACAAAACACAAAUUAAGAACUGCAUGCACGUGGCAAGUGUGGGCCAUCUACAUGGUCCUAGCUGCAAACCUCUCUGAGGAGCAAGUGCUGAAGCAGGCUUGUCCGUCGUGUGACGCCACUCAGCUUUGCAACUGCUCUUCCAUGGGCUUGGACUUUGUGCCACAGGGGCUAACAGGCAAAAUCACAGUGUUAAACCUGGCCCACAACAGGAUAAAGCACAUCCGAUCCCAGGAUCUGCAGCAGGCUGUGAACCUGAGAGCCCUGCUGCUGCAGUCCAACAAAAUCAGCUCUAUAGACGAGGACUCAUUUCUCUCCCUUGGGAAACUGGAGCUCUUGGACUUAUCAAAUAACAGUUUGGCUCACUUGUCCCCUGUGUGGUUUGAGCACCUUUUUUCACUCCAGCACCUCCACCUUCAAGGGAAUUCCUACAGAGACCUGGGGGAAAGCUCCCCCUUCUCUAGUCUGAGGAAUCUGAGCUCUCUCUACCUGGGCAACCAAUGGUUCUCCACAAUAAGGCAAGGGAACUUUGAGGGCAUUGAGCUUCUUGACAAGUUGUGGAUUGAUAGUGGUAAUCUCAAUCAGUAUGAGCCAGGAAGUUUGAAAUCAAUUAAGAAGAUAAAUCACAUGAUCAUAAACCUAAGAAUUAAUAACCUGUUCUCAGCAAUUGUCAGUGAUCUUGUGCACUCUGUUGUGUGGUUAGAAGUGAGAGACAUCAAAUUAGAGACUGCAGAAACAAGCUUGGUGCAGAACUCUACACUCCCUUUUAGGAUGAGGAAACUUACAUUUAAAGAUUCUUCAGUCACGGAUCAAUAUAUUAGCCGAAUGCUGGUGUUACUGAAGGAAAUCACAUCAUUGCAAGAGCUAGAGGCAAUUGAUUGUGUGCUUCAGGGGAAAGGAUCAUGGAAUAUGGAAGAAAUUACAAGGAGUGGGGAAGGUUUUGUUCAAACAGUAUCACUAAUAAAUAUAAUUAUUCCAAAUUUUCAUUUGUUUUUUGACCUGGACGGCAUACAGUCACAAGUAAUCAAUCUGAAAAGGCUCACCAUUGCAAGCUCUAAAGUUUUUAUGGUACCAUGCAGUCUUGCAAGAUAUUUUUCAUCACUUCUGUAUCUGGACUUUCAUGAUAACUUGCUUGUAAAUAAUCGCUUAAGUGAGACAAUCUGUAAGGAUGCUUGGCCUUCAUUGCAAACUUUAAAUCUAAGUCAAAACUCUCUAAAAUCUUUAAAGCAGACUGCAAAUUCUGUAACUCAUUUACCCAAAUUGAUUAAUCUUGACAUUAGCCAAAAUAAUUUUGGUGAGAUUCCAGAUGUGUGUGAAUGGCCCAAAACCCUGAAAUAUUUAAACCUCUCCAGCACUCAAAUUCCUAGACUAACCACCUGCAUUCCCCCAACAUUGGAAGUUUUGGAUGUUAGUGCUAACAACCUAAGGGAGUUUGGACUGCAGCUCCCAUUUCUCAAAGAGCUGUACCUUGCUAAAAACCAGCUGAAGACCUUACCUGGUGCCGCACCCGUUCCCAACUUAGUGGCUAUGUCAGUCAGAAGAAACAAGCUCAACAGCUUCUCCAGGGAGGAGUUUGAAUCCUUCAAGAAAAUGGAGCUGCUAGAUGCCAGCGACAACAACUUCAUCUGCUCCUGUGAAUUCCUUGCUUUCAUCCAACAUGAGGCCAGGAUAGCCCAGGUGCUGGUGGGCUGGCCGGACAGGUACAUCUGUGACUCUCCCCUGGCUGUGAGAGGGGCAGAGGUUGGAGCUGUGCACCUCUCCUUGAUGGAGUGCCACAGAUCCCUUGUGGUGUCGCUGAUCUGUGUCCUGGUGUUCCUGGUCAUCCUCGUCCUGGUGGCCCUCAGCUACAAGUACCACGCGGUCUGGUACCUGAGAAUGACCUGGGCCUGGCUCCAAGCCAAGCGGAAGCCAAAGCGAGCCCCCCCCAAGGACAUCAGCUACGAUGCUUUUGUCUCCUACAGCGAGAACGACUCUGACUGGGUGGAAAACAUAAUGGUGCGGGAGCUGGAGCAGGCCUGCCCCCCCUUUCGGCUCUGCCUCCAUAAGCGAGACUUUGUGCCCGGCAAGUGGAUCGUGGACAACAUCAUCGACUCCAUAGAGAAGAGCCACAAAACGCUCUUUGUGCUGUCCGAGCACUUUGUGCAGAGCGAGUGGUGCAAAUACGAGCUGGACUUCUCCCACUUCCGCCUCUUUGACGAGAACAACGACGCAGCGAUUCUCGUCCUGCUGGAGCCCAUCCAGAGCAAAGCGAUUCCCAAGAGGUUCUGCAAGCUGCGGAAGAUCAUGAACACAAAGACCUACCUCGAGUGGCCUCUUGAAGAAGAGAAGCAGGAGAUGUUUUGGGAAAACUUGAAAGAAGCCUUGAAGUCUUAG
Molecule: messenger RNA, 2400 nt
Organism: Indicator indicator
Lineage: Eukaryota; Metazoa; Chordata; Aves; Piciformes; Indicatoridae
Product: toll-like receptor 2 type-1
Exons: 2
Coding region: 1-2400 (799 amino acids)
Biological process (GO): immune response; inflammatory response; toll-like receptor signaling pathway
Cellular component (GO): membrane
Molecular function (GO): triacyl lipopeptide binding; transmembrane signaling receptor activity; protein binding
Source: RefSeq, a predicted model, not a curated record